AUGCUUAAAAGAAUAAAUGAUCAGAACUCUACCUACAAUCUUCAUGAUUGGCUAGAUUCAAGACUUGAGCAAGAGAAGCUACUGUCAAAAAUAUGCUAGUAUCCUCACUAAUUUUCUACUUAAAGGUCUAAGGUUAAUUUUUCUGAUGAUAGAUCUUAGAAAAUGAAGACAUAGUAUUCUAAUCUGUCUAAGCUAAAAAAUGUGGAGCAUAAAUCCGUUGAUCCAUCGAAUGGUGAAGAUAGAGAAGACAGCUACAUGAUUUUACCCUUGAUUAACUAAACACGCUUAAGAACUAUAGAUCCAGAGCCAGAUGUAGAUCGUUACUCACUCUUGAACGAUACAAAUUCUAUUGAAAGGUCAGAAUCAGAUGCGAGAUUACUUGAUCAAGCUAAAUUGAAAUUUACUAAAAAAUAAAGACCAAUGAAAGUAUCUGGGAGGAAGCUUAUUGAUGAUGAUAGAAAGGUGUUGUGGAAAUAAAAUAAAAAAAUAGCUGAUGAUGAAUUUGAGAGUACAAUAGAAAUCUCUAAAGCUAAAAAUAAAUUCUAUGUGGUUCAGUUUAUUCCAGAGUUCAAUAAAUACAAUGUAAUAGAAAUGUUCAAGAUUCAAGGUAAAAAGCUAAUGAAUGCAUGCUAAAACUCUUAUGAGAAGCUAAUGGAUUUACUGUAGUACAAGUAUGAUAAGUUGGUGAUAUCAGACUUUUAUGACCUACUUUUAAGCAACGAAUACCAAGGCAGCACCAAUAUUUCUCUUAAUCCCCUUAAUGAUGUAAAAGUAUUAAAAUUGUCCAACAUGAAGCAAUCAAGGCCGAAGAUAAAUUCGUCAUUAGAAUUUGUAUCUAAUAACUCAAGCACUGCCAAUAAUUCACCUAAGAAUGAUCAAGAGCAGAGCAUACUCCCAAAUAAAUUGCCUUAAUCUAAAAAGUUCAUAAAUGUCACAACAAUAAAAAAGCCAGUAUUUCCUAAAAAUGCAAAAUCUAUAGAUAUAUCAAGAGAAUUAGAAAAGUCCGAUAUCAUUCAGGUAAAACUGAAGGUGCCAGACUUUGAAUUUAUCGAUAGUAUUUCUCCGGAUCAGUUCCUACCACCUGUAUCAAAGUUAAUGAAUAAUAGCUUUGUUGUUGAAAGUUAAAGAUAUGGAAACAUGCUUACCAAAAACAUUGCAAAAGAUAACACUUUAGUGCUUACGUCUGUACGAGAAGAAGAAAUCACAGACUAAGAAGAUUCAAUGAGUUUGAAUUAUUAUGACACUGCAGGAAGAAAUACUAAUGAUACUCAACAAAAUGCUUAAGGAUAAGUAAGCGGAUCUUAAUUGCUAAAGGACCCGAGACAUUCAAGUGAAUAUAGCUUCUAUGCAGACUAAGAUGAUUCGAAAGAAACACUAUGA
Stylonychia lemnae is the source of this 1380-nucleotide messenger RNA. The record is from the annotation of a GenBank genome assembly. Lineage: Eukaryota; Ciliophora; Spirotrichea; Sporadotrichida; Oxytrichidae.